AUGUCUGUCAAAUUAUUCAUCGGUGGUUUGUCCUGGAACACGAGUGACGAAUCUCUUCGCGAAAAGUUCGCUGAAUAUGGAACUGUCGAAGACGCUGUUGUUAUACGUGAUCGUGAAACUGGCCGUAGUCGCGGUUUCGGUUUUGUGACUUAUGCAAAUAAUAAUGAAGCUGAAGAUGCUAUGAAACAAAUGGAUGAAGCGAAUUUUGACGGCCGAACCAUCAAAGUAAAUCUGGCUUCUGAACGUGAACCUCGCUCUG
Molecule: messenger RNA, 259 nt
Organism: Ambispora leptoticha
Lineage: Eukaryota; Fungi; Glomeromycota; Glomeromycetes; Archaeosporales; Ambisporaceae
Source: the annotation of a GenBank genome assembly